Messenger RNA from Otolemur garnettii (small-eared galago), 1527 nucleotides. RefSeq names its product BPI fold containing family C (gene BPIFC). Lineage: Eukaryota; Metazoa; Chordata; Mammalia; Primates; Galagidae. The record is from RefSeq and is a predicted model, not a curated record. The transcript has 15 exons. Gene Ontology annotation, molecular function: lipid binding. The coding region runs from base 1 to 1527 and encodes 508 amino acids.
AUGCGUACAAAGGCAAUCCCAGUCCUCUGGGGGUGCUUCCUCCUCCUCUGGAAUCUCUGCACCUCAUCCUCUCAGACCAUUUACCCUGGAAUCAAGGUGAGAGCUACUCAGCGCGCACUGGACUAUGGGGUUCAGGCUGGCAUGGAGAUGAUUGAACACAUGGUCAAGGAAAAGAACAUCCCAGAUAUAAAUGGUUCCGAGUCUCUUGACUUCCUAAAGGUUGAUUAUGUGAACUACAACUUUUCAAACAUCAAAAUCAAUGCCUUUUCAUUUCCAAAUACGUCAUUAGCCUUUGUGCCUGGAGUGGGGAUCAAAGUCCUGACCAACCACGGCACUGCCAAUAUCAGCACAGACUGGGAAAUCAAGUCUCCACUUUUCCAAGAUGCAGGAGGGGCUGAUCUCUUUCUCUCUGGAGUCUACUUUAUCGGUAUUGUUAUCCUGACCCGAAAUGACUCUGGGCAUCCAAUCCUGAGGCUGCAAGACUGCUACGCCCAAGUGAGCCACGCCCAUGUCUCAUUUUCUGGAGAGCUCAGUGUCCUAUAUAACUCCUUUGCUGACCCCAUGGAAAAACCCAUUUUAAAGAACUUAAAUGAAAUGCUGUGUCCUAUUAUCACAAGAGAGGUUGAAGCGCUAAAUGCCAAUCUCAGCACACUGGAAGUUUUAACCAAGAUCGACAACUAUACUGUGCUGGAUUAUUCCCUAAUCGAUUCUCCAGAAAUUACUGAAAACUACCUUGACCUGAACUUGAAGGGCGUGUUCUACCCACUGGAAGACCUCACCGACCCCCCAUUCUCACCAGUUCCUUUCGUGCUCCCGGAACGUACUGACUCCAUGCUCUACAUUGGAAUCUCCGAGUAUUUCUUUAAGUCGGCUUCCUUUGCUUAUUUCAUUGCUGGGGCUUUCGACGUCAUGCUCUCCACCAGAGAGAUUUCCAACCACUUUGUUCAAAACUCUCAAGGCCUUGGCAACGUGCUCUCCCGGAUCGCUGAGAUAUACAUCUUGUCCCAGCCCUUCAUGGUGCGGAUCAUGGCCACAAAGCCCCCCGUGGUCCAUUUACUACCAGGUAACUUCACCCUGGACAUCCCUGCCUCCAUCAUCAUGCUUACGCAACCCAAGAACUCUACGGUGGAAACCAUCGUUUCCAUGGACUUUGUUGCUAGUACCAGUGUUGGCCUGGCUAUUUUGGGACAAAGACUGAUCUGCUCCUUGUCUCUGAACAGAUUCCGCCUCUCUUUGCCAGAAUCCAAUCGCAGCAAUAUUGAGGUCUUGAGGUUUGAAAACAUUCUGUCCUCCAUUCUUCACUUCGGAGUCCUCCCACUGGCCAAUGCAAAAUUGCAGCAAGGAUUUCCUCUGCCCAACCCACACAAAAUCUCAUUUGUCAAUUCAGAUAUUGAGGUUCUUGAGGGUUUCCUUUUGAUUUCCACCGACCUGAAGUAUGAAACAGCCUCAAAGCAGCAGCCAAGCUUCCACAGUUGGGAAGGUCUGAACCAGAUAAGCCGACAGUGGAGCAAGAAGUCAUCCCCUUGA